CCUCCAUCCCCCACGCAAGCCAGCCAUGGCCAUCUCCAAGUUCAUCGCCCUGGUCUUCGCUUUCGCGGCCGUGGCGGCGACGCUGCAGCUGUCCGAAGCGAGGGUGCAAGGGUUCAACCAAGAAGAAGCAGAUGACGCCUCCAAAACAGCCUCCGGAUCAGCCGGGAGCCUCCCUGGUUUCCCCUUCCCGUUGCCUCAGAUUCCUGGCCUCCCACCGUUGUUCCCGUUGCCUCAGAUCCCUGGCCUUCCACCAUUGCCUAGCUUCCCACACUUACCAGUCCCACCCACCGCCGGCACGCCUGCCGCUCCAGGCUUGCCCGGUCUGCCAACGUCGUCGCCGCCGCCGCCACCGCCGGCGGAGUGCCUAACUCCGUUGACGCAGAUGAUACCAUGCCUGGACUACCUCACCAACAUCACCGUCUUCACGCCCCCGGACAUGUGCUGCGACGGCCUCAAGUCGAUCAUCACCAACGCGCCCAUCUGCCUCUGCCACGGCAUGAACGGCGACAUGAGCAAGCUCUUCCCCACGCCCAUCGAUCCCAUCCGGAUGCUUAUCCUGCCGCUCAGGUGCGGCACCAUGCUGCCACUGCGGACGCUUUUCUCGUGCAACAGUCAAUCAGUGCCGCCGCUGCUGCCUCCUACCACUCCAACGCCUCCUGCUUCUCCCGUGUCACCCGGACCGCCAUCGGUGGCUCCAAAGUCGCCAGCGCCCGCUGCUUCUCCCGUGUCAACACCUACAGAGGUGUCGCCAUAG
This is a messenger RNA of Lolium perenne, 754 nucleotides long. RefSeq lists its product as uncharacterized. Lineage: Eukaryota; Viridiplantae; Streptophyta; Magnoliopsida; Poales; Poaceae. The record is from RefSeq and is a predicted model, not a curated record.